Molecule: messenger RNA, 1865 nt
Organism: Hibiscus syriacus
Lineage: Eukaryota; Viridiplantae; Streptophyta; Magnoliopsida; Malvales; Malvaceae
Product: putative pentatricopeptide repeat-containing protein At5g47460
Exons: 1
Coding region: 50-1858 (602 amino acids)
Biological process (GO): RNA modification
Molecular function (GO): protein binding; RNA binding
Source: RefSeq, a predicted model, not a curated record
UUAGAGCAUCAAAAGAUUCUUAAUAUUUCCAAGCCAUAAAUUCAAAGCUAUGCGAAGAACACUCUUGGGGAGAGUCAAUAACUACCACUACCAGCUAAAACAACAGCAGCAAUCGUAUAAUCUCUUAUCAAUUCACUUAAUCAGCUCAAAUUUCGUUUCUCGAAGCGACAAUGGCAAUAACAAAGUUCCGAAAGAAAGCUUUGAACCAUGGCUCACUCUCGUUUCAACACUAGCUAAAGGAGGCACCGACAUGGACCUUACACUACACGAGGCUUCCAAGAUGCUCCACUCCGGCAUUAAACCAAAUGACUACUCCCUAGUUCACUUGGUUCGGGUCUCGACUGAUCUGGGUAUUGACUCUUACAGCUCACAGCUUCAUUGUUACGUUUUAAAAACUGGGUUUGUCUCCAAUGCGUUUGUUUCUAACGCUCUGUUGAGGUUUUAUAGGCGAAUCGACUCGUUAUGUGAAGCGAAUAAGCUGUUUGUUGAAAUGCCUCAACGGAGUGUCAUUUCUUGGAACUCUAUGAUUUCUGCGCAUGUUCAAACUGGGAAGUUCCGUAAAGCUUUGGGUUUGUUUCUUGAGCUUCAUAGGUCCGAAAUCUGUUGCAACGAGUACUCAUUUACUGCAGCUUUGGCUGCUUGUGGUCAGCUGGGGUUUUUGCAUUUAGGCAAGUCAAUUCACUCCAACGUUUUGAAGUUUGGCUUUGAAUGUGCAAUUGUUGUUGAGAAUUGCUUGAUUGAUUCAUAUGGAAAAUGCGGGGCUGUGGGCGACGCCAUUUUGGUUUUUGACAAUAUGAUUGAUAAGGACAUUAUUUCGUGGAAUUCAGUUUUAGCCGCCUGUGCUAGAAAUGGAAACCUUGAGCAAGCCUUUAGUGUAUGGAGUGAAAUGCCGGCCCGUGAUACUAUAUCUUACAAUGAAUUGAUCAGUGGCAUUGCUCAGUUCGGAAACAUAGAUGAUGCAAUUGGUAUUUUACUCGAUACACCGAGUCCGAAUUCAGCUACAUGGACUUCGAUUCUGACCGGAUAUGUUAAUCGAAACCGACCAUGGGAGGGUCUUCGGUUUUUCAAUGAAAUGCACUCCAAUGAUGCUCAAAUGGACGAGUUCUCAUUUUCAAUAAUCCUAAGCGGAAUUGCAGGUCUCUCAGCUUUAACAUGGGGAAUGUUAACCCAUUGUUGCACAAUAAAGUGUGGUUUGGAUACAUCCGUUGUUGUGGGAAGUGCUCUCAUUGACAUGUACUCCAAAUGCGGGCACGUUACGAACGCCGAGUCUAUGUUCCGAUCAUUACCAAGAAAGAAUUUGGUGACUUGGAAUGCUAUGCUCUCCGGUUAUGCUCACAAUGGCGAUUCAACGAAAGUGAUCCAGCUUUUCAAGCAGCUCAUAACUCAAAGGGACUUGGAACCCGAUUGUGUCACGUUUCUUAACGUGUUCGUCGGGUGUUCUCACAACGAAACGUCACUUCAAUGGGUGUAUCUGUACUUCGAGUCAAUGAUCAAUGAUUACGGGAUUAAGCCCACCGUCGAGCAUUGUUGUUGUCUGAUUCGGCUAAUGGGUCGAGGAGGAGAGACGCGGAGAGCGGGGAGGCUGAUUUAUGAACUCGGCUUCGGAUCUUGUGGUGUGGUUUGGAAGGCGUUGCUCGGUGCUUGCGGAGGUUGUAAGGAUCUGAAGGUGGCAAUGGUUGCAGCAGCAAAGUUGAUUGAAUUGGAGGGCUACAGUGAUUAUGUUUAUGUAAUGAUGUCUAACAUUUUUGCAUACCACCAAAAAUGGGGGGAGAUGAGUGUAAUGAGAAAGCUCAUGAGGGAUCAAAGAGUAAUAAAAGAAACUGCUUGUAGUUGGAUUGAAAUGGAAAAUGUUGUGUGAUAAAAGA